This is a messenger RNA of Elgaria multicarinata webbii, 471 nucleotides long. RefSeq names its product atonal bHLH transcription factor 7 (gene ATOH7). Bases 21 to 470 code for a protein of 149 amino acids. The transcript has a single exon. Gene Ontology annotation, biological process: sensory organ development; axon development; neural retina development. The record is from RefSeq and is a predicted model, not a curated record. NCBI's taxonomy places the organism in Eukaryota, Metazoa, Chordata, Lepidosauria, Squamata, Anguidae. Gene Ontology annotation, molecular function: protein dimerization activity; E-box binding; DNA-binding transcription factor activity, RNA polymerase II-specific. Gene Ontology annotation, cellular component: nucleus.
UUUCAUUAUUUGCAUCUCCCAUGAAACCCUGCAAACUGAAUAACAGCAUGGAUUCCGGCUCGGAAGCAGACAUCCAGUACAGAAGCGGAACCGUCUGCGAAGCGAAGUGUGGCUCUGAACGCCUGGAGGGGGCCGCCAAGCGCAGGCUGGCUGCAAAUGCCCGGGAGAGGAGAAGAAUGCAGGGUCUCAACACUGCCUUUGACCGCUUACGCAAAGUGGUCCCCCAGUGGGGGCAAGACAAAAAGCUCUCCAAAUAUGAGACCCUUCAGAUGGCCCUGAGUUACAUUAUGGCACUGACGAGGAUUCUCGCCGAAGCCGAGAGGUACAGCGCUGAGAAGGACUGGAUUGAUUUCCACUGUGAGCAUUUUCACCAGGAGAGCUGCCACGCUUACGCGGGACAGAAAGUGGCUGCUGAGGUGGACCCUUAUCAUCCGCAGGGGAUUUUCAGCUUCCAGCCGGACCGCUACUAAA